This is a messenger RNA of Rhineura floridana, 8453 nucleotides long. It is a transcript of the gene ADCY4, whose product is annotated as adenylate cyclase 4. NCBI's taxonomy places the organism in Eukaryota, Metazoa, Chordata, Lepidosauria, Squamata, Rhineuridae. Gene Ontology annotation, cellular component: plasma membrane. Gene Ontology annotation, molecular function: adenylate cyclase activity. The record is from RefSeq and is a predicted model, not a curated record. Gene Ontology annotation, biological process: adenylate cyclase-activating G protein-coupled receptor signaling pathway; intracellular signal transduction; cAMP biosynthetic process. Bases 635 to 3889 code for a protein of 1084 amino acids. The transcript has 26 exons.
GGUGCUGGCGUGGAGGGCCAGGACUGCACAGACUGACGGCUCCACAGUUCCUUCCUGUAACCUAGCCCAAGGCAAGCUGCAGGCUGACCUAGGGCCUGGGUAGAGGCGUUGAGACAAUAUAGGCUUUCCUGUCUGAACAGCCAAAGUGGCAGUGGGGGUUUGAAGCAGCCGAGAAAGAAGGCAACAGGCCGCAAAUGAGGGCCAAGGAAGGGGCCCUGCAGGACAAGUGCAUGUUGUGUUUCCUCCCUCCCAGUCUCCAGGUCUUUGAAAGAAGGGCCUUGUGUUCCAGAUUUUCUGCACUGGUGAUGCCAGCUUCACCUGACUUUGGGCAUUUUGCUGAGAAGGUAGCUCCUUAUCGAGAUCAUCCAUCCCAGCCGGAAACUGAGGCUCUGUGCUCAUCGUCCAGUUGAAUUCCUUCCCACCCCACAUCCCCUGUCUGGAUCAAUACAGAUUAAACCGUGUUUUUCAAUGAUGGGGCCCUGCAGCCUUGACAGGAUGUUGUUUUUGCAAAGGGGUGCCCUCUGCAGCUUUACCAAGAGGUGUUGAUUGACUCUUGUGACUCUCUUGGGGACGAGGAGUGACUCCUCUUAUCCCACCUCCUCCAAGACCGGACUCUGUUAGGAGCCGGGGAGCCAUGCCCUGCCAGCGUCGCCCUCCAUCAACCAUCGACACCCCACGAGAGGAACUCUUUUAUCAAACCUAUUACAGCUUGAGCCAACAGUACCCCCUGAUCCUCCUCCUCCUCAUCAUUGUGCUGGGAAUCUGUGUGGCUCUCAUAACUGCUUCCUUUGCCAGCGGCAGGGAUUUCUCCUCCAACCUUGGCUUCCUGAUUACAUUAUUUGUUGCUCUGGCAAUCUUCAGCCUCAUCCUGGUCCUUGUGUGCAUUGAGAGCAUCUUCCAGAGAUGCACCCGGAUCUUCUCUGCCGUCAUCUGGACCUGCCUGAUCACCAUGGGCUAUGUUUUUGUCUUCACAGGAGGGGUGGUUAGCGCCUGGGAUCAGGUCUCUUUCUUCCUCUUCAUCAUCUUCAUUGUCUACACCAUGUUGCCCGUGGGCAUGAAAGAUGCGGUGGCUGCUGGCUUGGUCUCCUCCCUCUCCCACAUCAUAGUCCUGAGUGUCUACCUCUCGCUGGGGUACGGCUCGCAGUCCGAGCUGGCCCUGCAGCUGCUGGCCAAUCUAGUCAUCUUUGUCUGUGGGAAUUUGGUGGGCGCCUAUCACAAGCACCUGAUGGAGGUGGCCUUGGGGGAGACCUUCCACGAGACCUUCAACCUCAUCCAAUCCCGAGUCAAGCUGGAGUCUGAGAAACGGCACCAGGAGCACCUUCUCCUUUCCAUCCUUCCAGCCUACAUUGCCUUAGAGAUGAAGGCCGAGAUCAUCGAGCGACUACGGGAUGGAGGCCAGACCCAGCACCGUCACGAGAGUGCCAAUAACUUCCAUAACCUCUACGUCAAGCGCCACCAGAAUGUUAGCAUCCUAUAUGCUGAUAUUGUUGGGUUCACACUCUUGGCCAGUGAAUGCUCCCCAAAGGAGCUAGUCCUCAUGCUCAACGAACUUGAUCAGAUCGCUAAGGAUAACGAGUGCAUGAGGAUCAAGAUCUUGGGUGACUGCUACUACUGCGUCUCUGGGCUGCCCGUGUCAUUGCCCAACCAUGCCCGGAACUGCGUCAAGAUGGGCCUUGACAUGUGCCAGGCUAUCAGGAAGCUGCGUGAUGCCACUGGGGUGGACAUCAAUAUGAGAGUCGGAGUCCAUUCAGGGAACGUCCUGUGUGGGGUGAUUGGGCUCCAGAAGUGGCAGUACGAUGUCUGGUCUGACGACGUGACAUUAGCCAAUUACAUGGAAGCAGGAGGCAUACCAGGGAGGGUUCAUAUCACGGAGGCUACCCUGUCACACCUGGAUGGUGUAUAUGAUGUGGAGGAAGUUUGUUACUGGCCCGGGAACUGUCUAGACUCUUACCUGAGGGAGAACAGGAUCAAAACCUUUUUGGUCGUUGACCCCAAGGCUGAAGAAGAAAGCUCCAGUGACACUCUCUCAUCUGUGCCAGGUGAGGGCUACAAGAUGAGGGCCUCGGCCAGGAUGACUCGCUACCUGGAGUCCUGGGGGGCAGCCAAACCCUUUGCCAACCUCAAGCACCUCGACAACCUACCAGCAGAACCAGCAGGAUUUGUCCGGAGUAACUACUCAGAGAUCUCUCUGGGGUCCGUGAACCAGCAGAAGACCAUGGAACGCGGCCGUGCCCCCAAGAGCCCAGAUGAAGACCUGGAAGGCGUGGACGAGAAGUUUUUUCAACUGAUUGAACAGCUUAACUCGCAGAAGCAAUGGAAGAAGUCAAAAGAUUUGAAUCGCAUCACCUUGUACUUCAAGGAGCAAUCCCUCGAGAAGGAGUAUCGGCUCUCUGCACUCCCGUCUUUUAAUUAUUACACGGCCUGCACCUUCUUGGUUUUCCUUUCCAACUUUGUCAUCCAGAUCCUCGUGGUUUACAAGACAGAAGCACUGGGGAUAUCCUAUGGAAUUUCCUUCUUCCUCUUUUUCCUCCUCCUCCUCACCUGUUUUGCAGGUCAUUUAGCGAAGUGUUUCCUGAAAGGUCCAAAGGUCUUAUACUGGGUCCCGUCCAUUUCAACCAGCAUCUGCACCCAGCCGUGGCUGCGAGUUUCUCUGGGCAUCGUCACCAUCCUUCUGGUCCUCACCAUGGCUGUGCUGAAUUUGUUCUUUAUGCCGGAAACCUCAUGCUUUUCAAAACCUCAGAAUUCCACCACAGUGGGCCUGAACGACACACAAGAGUUUGCUCGCUUUAACUCUCUCUUCAGUGUGCCAUAUUACAUUUACUGCUGCAUCUUGGGGUUCCUCUCAUGUUCCCUCUUCUUACACAUGAACUUUGAGCUCAAGCUCAUCAUGUUGACCCUCUGCCUCGUCGUCUAUAAUGUGCUGUUCCUCCACACCCACUCGUGGCUCUCCGACUGCUACGUCUCCCGUCUCUACCCCAACCAGACAGCUCUCAGGCCUGGGGUGCUGAAGGACCCCAAGAUGAUGGGAGCAUUCUCGUUCUUCGUCUUCUUCUUCACCCUCUUGGCUCUGGCCAGACAGAAUGAGUAUUACUGUCGUCUAGAUUUCCUCUGGAAAAAGAAGUUCAAGGAAGAACGUGAGGAGAUUGAAACCAUGGAGAACCUCAACCGUGUCUUGCUGGAGAAUGUGCUUCCUGCUGACGUGGCUCAGCAGUUCAUUCGCCAGAAUCGGCGCAACGAGCAGGAUCUUUACCACCAGUCUUACGACUGCGUCUGCGUCCUGUUUGCCUCCAUCCCUGACUUCAAAGAAUUUUACUCUGAAUCAAACGUCAACCGUGAAGGACUCGAAUGCCUCCGGCUACUCAACGAGAUCAUUGCUGACUUCGAUGAGCUGCUCCUGAAGCCCAAGUUCAGUGGGGUGGAGAAGAUUAAAACCAUUGGCAGCACUUACAUGGCGGCCACUGGUUUAAAUGUGGUGGCUGGACAGGAUAAUCAACAGGACACCGAACGGAGCUACACCCACUUGGGAACGAUGGUGGAAUUUGCCUUAGCUUUGGUGGCCAAGCUAGACAUAAUCAACAAGCACUCUUUCAACAGUUUCAAGCUCCGUGUGGGUAUAAACCAUGGACCAGUUGUGGCUGGUGUGAUUGGAGCCCAGAAACCCCAAUAUGAUAUUUGGGGGAACACAGUGAAUGUGGCCAGCCGGAUGGAGAGCACAGGAGUGCUGGGGAAGAUACAGGUCACAGAAGAAACAGCCAAGGCCUUGGAGACACUGGGCUAUGCUUGCUCUCUUCGUGGAGUUAUAAAGGUGAAGGGCAAAGGUCAACUGCGAACAUAUUUUGUCUGUACAGACACGGCUCGGUCUGGUCCCCAAGCACCUAUGCUGAGCUGAGUCUCUCGGAAUGAGACUGGGACAAGUGCCAGACUUUCUUGGGGGAUGAAAUUUGCUGCAGGUGGCUGCGGGCCCUUCCUCCUGCCACUUGGGGGCAGCAAGCGGCUGAAUUUUAACUGACCUCUCUAGUGCUGGGUUUCAUGCAAGCCUUUGCACUCCACACUUGGUUCGUGGGUUCCCACAAAGUCCACGUGUCAUAAAAGGACUGGCUGAAGGCUGAACAGAAGAGACCCCAGGAGUGCAACCUACCCCUAAAAUGACUGCAAGCUAGAAAAACUAGCUCAAGUACAUUUGCCCCUUCUGGGAAAAAGACAAAAACAAACCACCCUACCUCUGCAUUCGCUGCAAGCAAUGUCCCAUUUUCCUUCAUAUUUUCCUGUCGUUACAAAGUCAGAUGAUGCCACUGACCCAUCCAAAAUUCUUCAGGGGUACCUUGGGGGACUGGGUAGGGCUUUAUUCUGGUUCAAUGAGGUAUUGGAAAUUCUAGUCUUCAUUUAACUCUCUCUGGCCUCAUCUUCACUAUAUAUUUAAAGUGCUGUCAUGUCACUUUAAACAGUCAUGGCUUCCCCCAAAGGAAACUGGGAACUGUAGUUCGUUAAGGGUGCUGAGAGUUGUUAAGAGGACUCCUAUUCCCCUUGAAAAUGGACUGCCUUCAAGGCGAUCCCGACUUAUGGGUUUUCAUGGUAAGUGGUAUUCAGAGGGGGUUUCCCAUUGCCUCCCUCUGAGGCUAGUCCUCCCCAGCUGGCUAGGGCCUGCUCAGCUUGCCACAGCUGCACAAGCCAGCCCCUUCCCUGUCCGCAACUGCCAGCUGGGGGGCAACCGGGCUCCUUGGGACUAUGCAGCUUGCCCACGGCUGCACAGGUGGCAGGGCACGUAGCCCCUGAGCCACUCCCUGUGCAGUUAACUGCAAAGGCAGUUAAAUCCACGCGUUAGGCUUUCCCAAAUCCUCAUUUGAGGAACCCCCAGUCCAGUUGUUUGCUCUAAACGGGUGUUGUAGGAAGCCUCCCAUUCCCACAUCCCUUCAGGACGGAUCUCAGCAUUGUGUCCAGAAGCCUGAAGUCUUGCUCACGCUCUCAUGCAGCAGCCAUUCCUACCAUGGCUACUGGGGACCCUGUGGCUUUUGUAUGGGGUCUGGCAGGGCUGGACAUUGGUUAGGAGACCUCUGAACAGUAGGAAUGGGGGAGAAAUUCGAUUCAGUUUGCAUUUAAAGGUGAACAUGCCUAAUCUGCAUUUUGCAAAGUAAUACGCAGCCAUCUUUCAAUAUGUGCACUUCUCUGAAUUUUGGGGUAAGGUCCUCCAGCCAAGUAAUGUGCAUAUACUAGGCUAAGUGUGCAUAAAAAAAUAGACAUUUGGAUGAAAAUUGCAUACACAGAUGCAUUAUAUUAGGGAAAACUGCUUUGCAAAAAUGUACUUAUUAGGCAAAAUUGCAUACAUAUCAGUAGGAGUAUUAGGAUAAAUUUACACCGAUAAAUGUUCAUGAGGACUUUAAAAAAAUCACAAACUGAUGUGGAAAUGUGGAGGACUGAACUUAAACUUGGGAAAAUGAGAAACUGCAAGAACCCGAUAUUGACACAUGCUCCCAUCCCUACUGAAUAGGCAUGUCCCAUAACAGCAGCGGGGAACUUUCUCCCUGUAGACCUAAUUAUGCUCACCAGGCCUCCCCCUUUGGGCCAUGAGACUGUUUCAGAGAAGCCUGACUGAAGCUCAACUGAGGUUGGGAGAUGUCUGAAUAGGUGUUUCUGUCAUGGACUGAGAGAGGUAUGAUUUUGGAAGGCAGCCAAGUCAAUGGUGGCUGAUGACUCCAUGUCAGUGGGGCAGUGGAAUCCGCUCUGGGUUUCCCUUCCAAAUUUCAAAGAGCUGUCGAAGGUGCUGAAGUACUUAAACCUGGAGCAGGUUCCACUGCCCCACGGACAUGAAGCCACCAGCUAUCAUUGCAGCCAGGAUUUUGGUGCCACUACUGGGGUGUAGAUCCAUCAUAGGUGAGGGAUAGAGCUGGUUGCAUGUUGCACCCAUCAGAAGCAUCCGGGGUGUGGGUUGGAGAUCUGAUUCCUUUGGUGUACAAUGCAAGAAACCACUGUUUCCUCCUUCUCUUUCUAGGGCAGCUUCCACCCUGCCCAGUCCGUUCCCAUUUCCUUGCUGAUUGUGGUGUGUUUACAGCCCUCCUUGUCACAUGCUAGUCCCUAGAACAGCCUUUCCCAACCAGUGUGCCUCCAGAUGUUGUUGGACUACAACUCCCAUCAGCCUCAGCCAGCAUUGCCAAUGGUCAGGAAAGAUGGGAAUUGUGGUCCAACAACAUCUGGAGGCACGCUGGUUGGGAAAGGCUGCCCUAGAAGGUUCAAAAGCAAACUUCUCAUGGUGGAGGAGGCAGAGUUGUGAAGGAGAUUUGCUUUCCCCUUUUUGUGCAUGGUGUGAAUUCUCACCUGGGUCAGUUUUGGGGGGGGGGGAGAGAGAGAGAAGGAAGCAUGCCGAACAAGGCUUUAGGCUUAAGCCCUGGCAGAAGAUUUUUUUAACAAGAGAAUGGAGUCAAAAAAACUUUUUCCUGAAACCUGGGAUACUGCGGUGGCCAAUCAGAUCAGAGGACCAUAAUUCAACUCUCACCUCCACCCUCCAGUCAUUUUACUCGUUAAAAAGCCCAUACCCGGAUCACGCUUUGAGCCAAACGUGAACUGUUUUUGAGAUGUGCCACAUCGUGCAUGUUGCUGUAAGUGUUGCACUGAAUGCAGUAUGUGUAAAUCAGGGAUGGGGAAGCCUCUAGUCCACAAGCCAAAUAUGGUCCUCCUGGCCUCUCCAUCUGGCCCUUGGGACUUUCCUUAGGCCACACCUCUCACUAGUCCUGCUCUACACCUUCCUUGAGUGCUUUUAUUUGGCUGGACUAUGUCCUUGAAUUGGUGAUAAUGCCUCUUGCUUUCUUAGACAGAAAGAGAGAUUUAGGGAAUGGGGGUUUAGAAACCUCUUGGCUUUUCUGUGGCUGAAAUUUAGUGUACUCUACAAGGGUAAGAUUCUCAUCCAUUGCUCCACCCAUUUUUGCUUCUGGCCCUACCCACCACUGGUAUGUGGCCCCCAGAAGGUUACCCAUGAAGGAGUGUGGCCCUCAAGCUGACAAAGGUUCCUCGCCUCUGGUGAAAACACCAGAAUCCUCUUGGCUGAAACCCCUCUGACAAAACCAGAGCGUCACACAAAUCCAAAGGCAUGUCUGAGGAUCCUCUGUGAGGUUGCAAGGGAUUGUGGGAUGCAGUUUCAAAAUCCAGUGGAUGACUCAUCAGGCUACCUGUACAGGUGCCUUGCCAGGAUAAAAGCUGCUCCCUUUCUGCUUGCAAGGAGGAAGAGAUGCAAGAGGGUUCCCUUUGGAAUCAAAGCUGGCAUGUUUAAAUUCUUGCAGGAAUAAACAGUGUUAUCUAUUUUUAUUUGUAAAAAAUGAUGUCUCUUUAGUAUUUCUUUUGUUGCUUUUGUUAUGCUUUGUUAAAAAAAGAGACACUUUCAAAGUUCUAUACUUUUGCCCUGAGGUAAACUGAUACUUUGGAUGCUAAUUUUGGAUCCUGCCAGCUAGAGUGAUCAUAAUUUAGUGGUGAAAAGUAUGGGAGAAAUUUCUUGGUCAAGAAAAAGCUGGAGAUCUAGUUAGGUUGUUAUUGAAUUCACAAAAUGUAGGGCCAGGGCACCCUAGAGUGCUGUAGGAUAACCUCAAGAAUGUUAAGGGAAGUCACUGAAUGAAAGGCUGCUGUGAAGCAGAAGCACAAAUCUAUGCAGGAGGCUGCCCACUGUCUCUGGAUGAGUGACUGCACUGGGCUUCUCUUCUUCCAAUCAGCCUCUGCUAGAGAAUAUGAUUAUGCCUCAGUAUGAAUGAAACAUCUAGUCCCUUGUUAUGCAAAUUCUAGCAGAAAUAUCCAAACAUAGAGGAGGUUCUCUGUUGAAACUCUGCAUGUGUGUGACUCAUGUAGGAGCAUGGGAGGGGGCAUCUCUUUAAUUCUUUUUCAGAUUCUAAAACCUUCUGUUUAAGAAUAUUUUUAAAUGCCUCCAAUUUUAAUUUGGGGCUGGGUGGGGUGGAGCGGAGAAGACUGGAAAGGGCUUUGAGGUAGGUGUUGCGGUAAGCUACCUUUUGAAGACACUAAAGGGAGCUGUUGUCACCUUUAGUUCAGACCAUGUGUAGAUAGGUUUAUUAUUUUUCCUUUUUAACCCCCUUUCCUCCUCUGCCACAGUUUAUCACUUCAGAACAGAUUACUACCCUCCUUCUCAAAAAGAGUGCAUAAUAUCCAUUCAUAAAGAUCACAAGUCCCUGUAUCUUAUUUUAUUUUUCACACCAUUUAAUCUCAGCUCUCCCCUUCUUCUCAGCUCAGGCCAGCAAACUGAAUGCUGAUUCUGUCAUCCAUCUUCCUAGUCUCUGCCCAACCCACCUCACACCAAGGUUUCUUAAACUAUAAAGUGGCAUAUGGUUCUUCAUUUAGUUGCAUUGCACAUGGAGAUAUCAUCCCUUUAAACAUUGAAACACUGCUUCAGGGAUAAAGGGGGAAGUGGCCAGUGACCUCACCUGUUCUAGCUAAUCAGCACUGUACACCAGGAAAUAGGAGGG